AUGCAUAAAAUAAAGAUCCUUUUGUACGACCUUAAAUUAUCAAACAAGGAAUAUCAAGAAAUAAUAACAAAUAUAAAUUUAUACAGUAUACCAGAUCUAUUUAAUGCUAUUUUUAGUAUUAAAAACUACACUAAUACUGACAUGUACAAUUUUCUAACAGUUUAUGAUUUGUACAAUCUUAAAGAAGAAAACAUUCUAGGAAAAAUUGUUAACUUAAAGUUUUUUCAAGGGGAAAAAGACACUGAUCAAGUGAUUCUAAAAUAUUUUCAGGUACUUACAUCUACUUAUUGUAUAUCUAUUUCCCAACCACUUUUUGAAAGAUUCAUUAUUCUUUUAAAUAGUCCUUUAUUUUCUUCUGCAAUAAUUUAUGAAAUUUUUAAAUAUUUACAAAUCUUUUUAAUUCAUUAUCCGGGUUUUUUAAAAAGAUCGAUUUAUAAUCUAAAAGAUAAUUCUAUGAAGUAUAAAUUACUUUACAAUACAAAAGAUAUUAGUUAUGUUUUUAUUGUCCCAGAUAUUAAACUUAUAUUACUGGAUAAUACAAAAAGUAAAUAUUUAUUACAGGAAUAUUUCAAUAAUAUUCCAAGAUGGUAUAUUAACAAUCUAAAUGAUAAUAUAUUAAGUUAUUUGUACUAUAAUUUUGAUGGACUAGAAAUAUACAAAGAUUUAUGUUAUGAAUUUUUCACUAAACUUUCACUUUCAGAAAUUAUAAAUGAAUUUAAAAAAAAUAAACUGCAUGAAAAUCUAAAGAGUGAAAUGGAAAAAGUGGUUUACAAUCAAUCAAUAAUAGAAACAUUUAAUAAGUCAAAAAAUAUUGAAGAAUUAUAUAAUAAAUAUAAAGACACGACAUUUUUAAUAUUGAGAUAUCAUCAUCUUACUGAUCUUAAAAUUUUAGGUGAAUUUCUCUGUAAUCAUAAAAAUGUAACUUUUCUAAAAGAAUUUACAGAUACAUUUGAUUUUACAAAUAUGGAUAUUUUAGUAUCUUUGAGAUAUUUUCUUAGUGGAUUUUAUUUGGUAGGGGAAUCUCAGAUUAUUUAUAGAGUUCUUGAGGUAUUUAGUAAUCAUUAUGUAAAGUUUAAUAAGUUUGAUCCAGAAUUUAUAUUGAAUCUUUGUUUCUCUCUUUUAUUGUUAAAUACAAAAAUGUAUAAUUCUAAUAUUAAGAGUAAACCUACUUUCGAAGAAUACAUUAGUGAUUUUGAUAAAGAAGAAAUACCUGAAAAUAUAAAUAUGCUUGAAUUAUACAAUAGUAUAAAAAAUGAUAAAAUAAAUUUACCUGAAAAGAUUGAAUCAUCACUAGCACAUUAUGAAGUGUACACAAAAAUGAUUAAGAGAAUACAACAUUUUAAAAUUAACAUACAAAAUAUUGAUAUUUAUGAUGUAAAUAAUUUAUACCAAUGUCUUGAUACAUUACAGUCACCAUGUAAUUUAUCUUUUUCUAUUCCAUGUUACUUAAUGGAUAAAUCUUUAGCAGAUUCUAAUUCUAUACUUAAUUCACCACAUGAUAAAUUUUAUGAAUUAUGUAAAUAUUCAUCUAUAAAAUAUAUUCCAUUAUAUUUGAAAUAUAACAAAUCUGAUCCUUACAGAUUUCUUAAUAUGUUUAAAUAUUAUUUAUCUUAUGAUGGAGAUAUAGAAAUUUAUAGAAUAUUUUUUAAUUUAAAAACUAAAAAAUACGACAAACUUUAUACAGAAAUUACUAAUACAAAAUUAAGUGGAACUAAUUGUAAAAUUUUAGUAGAUUUAUAUAAAGAAAAACCAACAAACAUUCUUUUGUUGAUGUUAGAACGUAAUCUUAAUGAAUUAAAAUCAAUAAAUUUUAUGGAUUUUGAAUCACAGGUAAAUUUAAUGAGCAGAUCUACGGAUUUACAAUUAAUUAAAAAUAGUCAAUACGCUAUUAAAUUGUUAAGAAAUGUAUUGAUUGCAAAUCCUAAAUUAAUAAGUAAAGAAUUUAUAGAACUGUUUAAAGAAAUUGAUGAUGGAGGAGAUGAUGCAUUCUAUACAAUGAUACUUUUACAAAAGGAAGAAGAUAUGUUUAAUUAUGUUAUAAAAGUUAAUGUAGAACACGAUGAUAUUAAUUUAAGUGUAGAUAAUGUUGUAGAUAGUUCUGAAAAUACAUCAAUAAAUGAUGUGAAUAAAUUAGAAGAAAAUAUAGAUAGAAUAAAAAUAAAUCUAAUGACAAAUUAUAAAAUAUCAGAAAAGUAUAAAAUGGAUGAUAGUAUAAAGUUAUUUCAAUUUUAUUCUACAUCCAAAUAUAUUUUAAAUCAGACUGUCCUAAAAAGAUGUGUCACAAAAGAAAAGUGUCUUAGAGAAAAUGAUAUAUCUAUAUCUGAAAAUUUAGAUAACAGAUUAAUAUAUAUGAUAUAUAAAUCUAAUGAAAUGAAUAAUAAAGAAUUAACAACAUAUACACUUUGGAUUAUUAAUUUAUUGUCGACAAGUCUACCUGUUGUAGUAGACUUUUUUGAUAAAAAUAUUAAUUUAUUAAAAAAUAAUUUACAGGAAAGUAUAAUUAAAAUAAUAAUAAGUAGAUUAAAAAAGGUAGUUUCUGGGCUUCCAUUGUGCUGUGGUUGCAAAUAUAAUAACAUCGGGAAAACUGAUACAUUUAUAAGUAAAUUAAUUGAUAAUGAUAUUGUUAAAAUAGAAGACUUAGAGUUUUGGUUUGUUUGGAAAAAAGAAAUGAACAAAAAUAAGAGAAUAAUAGAAAUAAAUGGAGAAUAUUUAUUGCUAUAA
Vairimorpha ceranae is the source of this 2721-nucleotide messenger RNA. RefSeq names its product arf guanine nucleotide exchange factor. Gene Ontology annotation, biological process: regulation of ARF protein signal transduction. Lineage: Eukaryota; Fungi; Microsporidia; Nosematidae. The coding region runs from base 1 to 2721 and encodes 906 amino acids. The transcript has a single exon. Gene Ontology annotation, molecular function: guanyl-nucleotide exchange factor activity. The record is from RefSeq and is a predicted model, not a curated record.